GGGCCCUCUCCUGCUAUGAAGUUCCUGCUGUUGACUUUGGCUGCGCUGCUGCUCUUGUCUCAGCUUACUCCAGGUGAUUCCCAGAGAUGCUGGAAUCUUCAUGGCAAGUGCCGCCACAGAUGCUCCAGAAAGGAGAGCGUCUAUGUCUUCUGCACAAACGGGAAGGUGUGCUGCGUGAAGCCCAAGUACCAACCCAAACCAAAGCCAUGGUUAUUUUAAGUGCCUAGAAACCUGAAGCCAGGAAAAUGUAAGCAAUGAAGCUGUCCUAAUGUGACCCCAAUGGAUUCUUGAGCUCUGUCAAUAAAACCUAUGGCCAAUCCCA
This is a messenger RNA of Nannospalax galili (Upper Galilee mountains blind mole rat), 322 nucleotides long. It is a transcript of the gene Defb123, whose product is annotated as defensin beta 123. The transcript has 2 exons. Gene Ontology annotation, biological process: innate immune response. The record is from RefSeq and is a predicted model, not a curated record. Gene Ontology annotation, cellular component: extracellular region. The coding region runs from base 16 to 219 and encodes 67 amino acids. NCBI's taxonomy places the organism in Eukaryota, Metazoa, Chordata, Mammalia, Rodentia, Spalacidae.